Messenger RNA from Dothidotthia symphoricarpi CBS 119687, 1508 nucleotides. RefSeq lists its product as uncharacterized. The record is from RefSeq and is a predicted model, not a curated record. NCBI's taxonomy places the organism in Eukaryota, Fungi, Ascomycota, Dothideomycetes, Pleosporales, Dothidotthiaceae. The transcript is spliced from 3 exons. The coding region runs from base 218 to 1321 and encodes 367 amino acids.
CGUCGUUUAGACUUCGAAUCACGACACCUUUCAUCGAUACAGACAUCCCUAGACCCAACUGGCAGCACAGUUAGGCAACAGACGCUCAACAUCUCACGCCCAGAUCAUCCAUCCCAACUUCACCUUUGCUUUUGCCCCUGGUUGCCUUGCGCUAAACCCGUCCGGGUGCGCUGCCUAACAUCCUCACCAACAUACACGAGCAUCCGUAAACUAGGAAAUGGCAACGACCCAUAGCCAGUGGCCAGCUUCCCAGCCCUCACCCUUCUCCCAGCAUGCUCACACCCCAUCAUUACCAAAAAUGUACGACAUCCCAGACCAACUUUCACCAGCGCAAGUCGAAGCGAUGAAAAUCUUGACGCAUGUUUUGGAGAAACUGAAAGAGCCGGACUCGAAGUACUAUGCGCGGUAUGGCAAGUGGGUUGAGAGGCAUCAGAAACUGGACGACUUUUGCUUUCGGUGUGUUAGACCGCAAGUUUGGACCUUCUUGGGAGGGCGGUGGAGUCUUGAUGGAUUGAAAGCAAUCGGCGGAGAUCUCAGAUUCGAAGGUCGUGGCGUAUACGUGAACGGUGUGCUUGGGUUGGACAAACGGGUACGCACAUACAUAGGACAAGCAUCCUCACUCCGCCAACGCUUCGCUCAGCAUCUUAAUUUUCGUUACCGUCGUGACAACCCUAGUCUGCAUUACCUCGCCAUCCAAAAAAGCAUCUACAACGCUUUCGGUACUCUGGCGCUCUUACCUUCGCCUAGCAUGGGCAAUCACACCUUACCUGGCAUGGACUCUCCCGACUUGUUACUCAACGUGAUCGAAAUGUGGAUGUCUCUUGUGUUCCGCAGCCUGCCUGCUCAAGCUCUCGAAGCCUGGAUACCAAAAGGCGUCGAUGCCGGCCGAAUAGAAGGCAAGGAAGGUGAAUUCGGCGGCCUCAAUAUCGCUGUUCCUCUUGAUCAAGGUGGAGAUCAGAGAGACUGGAUCGACCUCAGCGAGUGCGGUGACACGCUUGUGCUGGAGUACCUGGGCAUUGGGGAGAAGAAGGCCGAAGCCGAGCGGAAGAAACGUAACGACACGCCAAUUGCGAACAGUGAGAUCAAGGAGGAACAAGAUGAAAGUACGCAGACAAAGAAGACCGAUAACGUGGAAGAGGUGUUUGCCGAGAGGAGGAGAAAAUACACGGAAUUGGCUAAGAGACGCAAUCGUAAGAAGUACGCUGAGACUCUAGUGUCACCUGUCACGGUGGUGGCCAUUGGUGUGGCGGUCGUGUUUGGUGUCAUGUUGCUGAGAAGCAAUGGAGGACCGGGGCUGGCACCGAGAGGACGGUUGAGAUAAGGCAAAGGUAUUGGAUACGAACACUUCAUUCAAAACUUCUGUCUCACAUACUCAUCCUGUACAUUGCCAUCCCGCAUACCAAGCAAAGAACAUGGAUUGCAGUAGGAAGUGGGAACAUGACUCAGAAACAAUAAAGAUAACAUUACUCAAACGAUGUUUAGAUUAUCACUACGAUACUCAAAUGACG